AUGCACCCACUGCAGCGCGCAGCGUUCAAGUUCAGCGCCAGGUCGCCAUGGCUGCGGCAACGAACACAGGGAUUGCGAGUGCGACACAAGCAACAAGCGCAGAGAAACUCCUCCACCAAUCCUCCGAAAGACCAAACCACUCCCCAGCCAGCAAGAUCCAACGACUUGCCGCCUCACUCGCUCAACGAGGUGCCAGUUGGCGAGACCGCAAAGCCUAUCGAGCCAGUCGAUAUUCCCAUCCAGCUAUGGUAUCACCGGCUAGGUCCCGUCUCGGACUUCUUCAGAUGGUUUCAUCGCACGCAGGCGAAGAGGCCAUACACGGUCCAACUAUGUACGACUCUGACAACUUACCUAUGCGGUGAUCUACUCGCGCAAGAUAUUGGUGGAGAACUCUACGAUCCUUGGAGAACGCUGCGGAUGUUGACCAUCGGAGCGAUUGCUGCCAUUCCUGGAUAUAAGUGGUUUCUUUUCCUGGGACGGAACUUCAACUACUCCUCCAAAGUCGGAUCUAUUGCCACCAAAGUGGCUGUUAAUCAAGCGGUCUUCACACCCGUGUUCAACUCCUACUUCUUCGGUAUGCAAGCGCUGCUGACCGGCGAACAUGCUUCCGGCAUUAUCACCCGCAUCAGGACCACCGUCCCUGUCAGCAUGCUCAACUCCUUGAAGCUGUGGCCGGCUGUCACGGCUUUCUCGUUCGCCUUCAUUGCGCCGCAGUACAGGUUCAUGUUUUCGGGGAUCUUUGCCGUGGCAUGGCAGUGCUAUUUGAGCUUCUUGAACAGGAAGGAAGAAAAGAUUGAGGCGCAGGUUGAUACACUGAGUAACCCCGUGAUACCGCAGGGCACGGUCGUGAAAUAG
Molecule: messenger RNA, 855 nt
Organism: Cladophialophora yegresii CBS 114405
Lineage: Eukaryota; Fungi; Ascomycota; Eurotiomycetes; Chaetothyriales; Herpotrichiellaceae
Exons: 2
Coding region: 1-855 (284 amino acids)
Cellular component (GO): membrane; mitochondrion; cytoplasm
Source: RefSeq, a predicted model, not a curated record